CCCCCCCCCAACCACCGUCCCCCGAGCGAGAACCGCGAAGGGAUCCGUGACCGUCAGGGCCCCCACCACGGCCGCCGCGUGGACGAGGGGGACUGCCCUCUAACAACGACGACCACGACGAGCGCCGUCACUGGCCCCCCCCCCCACGUCCCCCGCCAUGGGUGAGCCCCGCGAGUCGUCCUCUCAGCGCCCGCGGGAGUCGAGUUGGUGGAGAGUCGCUCGAGACGCCGACGCCGCCACCGCCGUUCGUCCUCCCUCGCCGCCGUCGUUCCGCUAGCGCCCGCUCUCUCGCCGCACGCGUCAACUCCCCCCUCCAUCGCAGGGACCAGCAGCCAGAGCCAGUCUUACACGAGCGCAAGGUGGUGCACAGCAAUCGUUCCGCAAUGGAUCCCUACAACGUCACCAUGGACAUCAUCAACCGGCAGAUCAGGGAACGCGGGGUCCUCUCCUUCCAGCGGAGGCAGCACGUGACGGACGCGAUGGUGCGCCGCCUCGGGCUGGAGGCCGAGUUGCAGGGUCACACGGGCUGCGUCAACUGCCUCGAGUGGAAUGAGAAGGGAGAGAUGCUCGCGUCGGGCUCGGACGAUCAGCACAUCAUCCUGUGGGACCCGCUGAGGCACCGCAAGCUGCUGCAGAUGCACACGGGACACACAGCCAACAUCUUCUCUGUCAAGUUCCUGCCGCACUCGGGCGACCGCCUCGUGGUGACGGGCGCCGCCGACUUCAAGGUGCACGUGCACGACGUCGUGAGCAAGGAGACGCUGCACAUCUUCGACAAGCACACUAAUCGCGUCAAGCGCAUCGCCACGGCCGCCUCCACGCCGCACAUGUUCUGGAGCGCCGGCGAGGACGGCACCAUCCGGCAGUUUGACCUCCGCGAGAGCAGCAACCGCUCGCAGGUGCUGGUGGACCUGACGUGGUACUGCAGCUCGCAGGUGGAGGCCAAGUGCCUCGCCAUCAACCCAAGUGACAACACGAGCCUCGCCGUGGGCGCCAACGACCCCUACGUGCGCCUCUACGACAUGCGAAUGAUCACGCAGCACAGGAAGUCGUGCCGUCUGAACGCCCCUAGCGGCACAGGGGUGGAGCUGGACUCCCAGUACAGCAAGCUUCCCGACGGUGCCGUGCAGUACUACGUGGCGGGUCACCUCCCGUCAAAGCAGACGGACUACCAGCGCAGGUUCCGCACGCUCGCCGUCACGUACCUCACUUUCAGUCCCGACGGGAACGAGCUGCUCGUCAACAUGGGCGGGGAGCAGGUCUACAUGUUCGACCUCCACAGCCGCCAGCGCCCGUACUGCUUCUCUGCUGCCUCGCGACGCCGGGCAACGCCGGGCGCCGACGUGCAGAACGGGAAGCAGGCGAAUGGCGUCUCCAAUGGGCUGCACCUGCACAGCAACGGCCUGCGCCUGUCCGACGAGCCCCAGCAGCCGCCGCCGAGCCCCGAGCUGCCGCCGGCCGUGGAGAAGCUCAAGCAGCUGGCGAACGCGGCGUUCGGGCGCCAGCAGUGGCCCGUCGCCGUGAGCCUCUACAACCGCGCCGUCGCGCUUUGCCCCACCAACUCCGUGCUCUACGGCAACCGCGCCGCCGCCUACAUGAAGCGCAAGUGGGAUGGCGACCAGUACGCGGCGCUGCGCGACUGCCGCGCGGCCGUGGCGCUCAACCCUUGGCACCUGAAGGCGCACUUCCGGCUGGCGCGCUGCCUGUACGAGCUGCGGCACGUGGGCGAGGCGCUCGCCUGCCUCGACGACUUCCGCGGACGCUUCCCCGAGCAGGCGCGCAGUAGCGCGUGCGACGCGCUCGACCGGGACAUCAAGGCGGCGCUCUUCUCUCGCACGGAUAGCGACGACGAGAGGAAGGCGACCGACCCGACUGGUGGUGGCGGCGGAGGCGGCGGUAGCGGCGGAGCAGGGAGUGGCGGCGGGCGCGUGCGAGGGUUUUCCGAGGAGGAGCUUCGUCUGCGUGAGCACAGCUACGACUACAAGCUGCGCUACUGCGGCCACUGCAACACCACCACCGACAUCAAGGAGGCCAACUACUUCGGCAGCGCGGGCCAGUACGUGGUGGCCGGCUCGGACGACGGCUCCUUCUUCCUGUGGGACAAGGCGACGUGCAACCUGCUGCGCGUGCUGCGCGGAGACGAGUCCAUCGUCAACUGCCUGCAGCCGCACCCCUCGGCCUGCCUGCUGGCCUCGAGCGGCAUCGACCCCGUCGUCAGACUCUGGGCCCCGAGGCCGCAGAACGGCUUUGAGAAUGAGCGCGUGGUGGACGACACGGACGCCGUGUGCCUGGCGAACCAGCGGCGCAUGAACGCCGACCCCCUGGAGGUGAUGCUGCUCAACAUGGGCUACCGCAUCACGGGCCUCACGGGCUCCGAGCUCGGCUCGGACGACGACUCGGGCUCCGAGAGCCAGGUGCAGUGCCGCACUACCUGAUCACGGCGUCGCGCGGAGUGGGGGGGGGGGGGGGCGGGGUGGGGGGUGGGUGGGGGGAGCGUUGGGUGCGGGAGAAACAGCUGGCGCUGUGGUGGGAACGACCGUCACGGGUGCAGCUCUCUCGGUGUCACUCUUCUAUCGCUGCUGCUACCGCGGUCGCUCUUCCAGCAAACUUGACUCGCUGAUUCACUCCCAUCGCUUGCUCACCGGUGGUCAGUCACCUCCUUAUCACUCUCUUCUAUCGCUACUCCCGUGGACAUUGUUCCCGUGGACUUCAUGAACGGAUUCCUCCAUUACCUUCCAGACGUCGACUUUGAUCUCACCCCCACACUGUGUUCAACCUCCACACUACCGAUCACAACAACGCACGUACCAUCCUCUCGCUCACUCGCCACACCGCAGUUCACCGCUCUUCCCUUUCUACUUCAUCCCUCACACCGUUCCACUACGAAAUUCCCUUCCAUCGUCACUUUUUCCCAAGCUCUUGUAAUCAUCUUACUCAAUUCAAGAAACGCUUUACACUCGUCAGCCAUUAUAACUUGAGCAGUGCUGUUGGUUUGGGCCUUUUGGGCCCGUGUUCAGCAACUGUGCUUAAACAAACAAGAGGAUGAUCACGUCUUUCCUUCUGCCAGAUCCCUCGGCUGUUGCACAGUUGAAACUCGACCAGCAAUGACCGCUCUCACAGCCUCGUCACCACCACCACCACCACGUCUGGCUUGAGCUCUACCCCGUGGUCACCGUGCCACUCCACUGCCCACCUCGGUCACCUGCCCUCCGCCACCCUGCGCACGCGUUCCCCCACGAAUCGCAAACAAACUCCUCUCUUCUUCCUUGUUUACAUCCACAUCGCUUUCCUGCCGUCUGCUCUUCCCAACCGCCACUUUACUUACCCUGUCCCCCGCCACUAACUUCCCAUCGUCUUCUGCAUGCGCUCACAUUAAAAAGGCCAGAAGCUUUGGUAAAGUCCAGAGUGUAUAAUAAAUCCAGACGAGGGGGAGUUUUGAGAUAUUUUGACGCUUAGAAGAAAGCCCCUCUGGUGGAAACCCAAAUGUGAACAGUGACAAGUGAAGAGAGUGAUGGGGGGGAGAGUGAGAGGAGCAGAGUUGGAAAUUACGUAGCUGCUCUUUGCCGGAUGAAUGCAGUAAGCCACCUGACGCCGUUUGAGCUGAACGGCCAUUUGCGUGCUCACAGAGCGACGGUUCUUCUCACCGCAGCGCCAGUCUCCGGUCCGGUCUCAGCGGCGGCCCCGCCCCCCCACCUCCUCCCACCUACCUUUGGUUUUGUUUGCGCGCCAUGAAUUUGCACGUGACCGCCAGGGCCAGGCCAGAGAGUUCAUGGAGAGCAGGUUCUGUGCGCACGCUGAGGCUGCCCACAGAUUCCUCGUUAGGGCCUUGUUUCGCUAAUAUGAAAUGUUUACUCGCAACAAGGGAUUCUGGGUAAAUGAGGCAGUACGUUUGGUCGGCCCGUAUUGUAAAACAAAACAUUGGCAGCGUUAUCUCUCGUUGGUUCAUGGCUCGGUCGUAAAUAAUUAUAUUUAUUUCAAAACGGACCCCGUACUUCCCUGACGGUCCGGUAUUUUGCCAUUUACCAAUAUAACGACGUUUAGCAAGCUUCAGAAAUAUUCCCACGCUUCGUUACUGCAGACCGACGAGGGAUGACAGCCUGGUAGACGACGACCCGUUUGUUGACGAUCACGGAAUGACGUUUGAGAAACGCUGUUCCCAUUUUACUAAAGGAUUUAAAAGCAAAGUACAGAGACGUAUAUGUACAUUUUGCGUUACGCACUUGCGAGUGAAAAUACCGUUAGGGUUUUCACAAUAGCUGCAUGAGUUGACAAAAAACAACAUUUCGCGAAUAAUUUAAUAUUAGCGUCUUAACGAUGACUCGAAAGCGUUGUAGUUUUUUCCCCCGUUUAAAAUAAAAUGCGAGUGAUUCCGGUGUGGUGGUAAUCGUACGAGAAUUUGUAAUAUUGCGCUUGCUAUGCAACAAACGGUCGUUUAUCCACGGAGGCUGGGACACUCGCCACGGCCCGUUGCUUUACCCACGGCACCUCGCAGCCACGCAGUGCAGCAGUCCCAGGCAAAGAGAGACUGCCGCGGUGGAAAUAAAAAAAUCUAUCCGAAAAAAAAAAGUUGGAUGUGUGGUAUGAUGGGGCGCCUCCCCCGCAGAAUGUCAGAUUUACACCCAGACCACGUGGGGUUAAAUCGCCAACACCCAUAGGGGGAAGUCGCACCACCGUGACGGUUAUGGGCAAGGCCAUGAUGCGCGUGGGCUAGUUAUUUUGGCGAUCGUCGCCAGCAAUCGCCACCGGCAAAGCCAGUUGCCAAGAACAGCGCUCGUGACUCAGUUGAAGUUACGGAGCUUUGUCUAGCCCAGGGGGUUGGCAACCAGAAUAACAAGGAAAGAGCCUUUUUCUUUUUGAAUUCAGUAAAAAAAACCCUCAAUAUUUCAAGAGCCGCAAUGCAAUGUUCAUACGAGACGGGAGACGGUGGUCCUCAAUAAAUAACGUCACGAAAGCAGUCCUUAUAAAUAGCAGCAUGCGGCUCCGGAGCCUCAGGUUGCCGACCCCUGGUGUAGCCAAUCGGUGACCUCCUGCUCAAACGACAGCCCUGAACCAGUGGUGAAAAUACUUCAUUCCUAUGGCAGGUGCGAGCGUCUCCAUAGGACAACCACUGUUGACUUCCAUACGAAGUGGUACUUGUUUUACGGAACCCAGAGCGACGAUGGGCCGAGUCAAUCCCCCAACCAGGAUUUGAACUCGUGACCUCCUGAUUGCGGGCCGCUCACUCUACCGCUUAACCACCUGGCCGGUCUAGCAAAUUAAAACAGUUGCUUACAGAGUCUACGAUGAGCAAUGACUUGCCAACAUCCAAUCAGAUAUCACAACCUGGUGAUAUCUGAUUGGAUGUUGCCACCCAUGUGCACACUAGGGAGCAAGUAGUGAUCAGAUUUGUCCAGAAGCGGGCAAUUGCAUCGCGUAGGAAACUGUUGCUGGUGAGAAUUCCUGGCGACAGUUGCCCUAAAAUGACCAUCGUGCAUCCUCUGGCCCUCGCGACAGCUACAGCGUUUCCCCCACCCACUCCUGUAGAUUCCAGUGCCAGAAGAGCGUCGGUGCAAGGUUGGAAUGAGGUGUUGAGUUGCGUUGGUGGUCGCAAUUCUUGUUGCUUUGGUCGCAUUACUAAAACCUGGACGUUUUGACAAUUUGCGGUCUUUAAACGUUGCCAAGAACCCACAGACGCAGGCAAACCUCUUCUAUUUGCGUACCAAGCAUUGAUGAAUCCGACCUUUGUAUUUUUUUGCUGUACAGUAGUAAAUGCUAAUAUAUGUUAAAAAUAUAUAUAUAAAAUAUAUCCAGCGA
This is a messenger RNA of Petromyzon marinus (sea lamprey), 5793 nucleotides long. It is a transcript of the gene WDTC1, whose product is annotated as WD and tetratricopeptide repeats 1. Gene Ontology annotation, molecular function: protein binding. Gene Ontology annotation, biological process: negative regulation of fatty acid biosynthetic process. Gene Ontology annotation, cellular component: Cul4-RING E3 ubiquitin ligase complex; cytoplasm. The record is from RefSeq and is a predicted model, not a curated record. NCBI's taxonomy places the organism in Eukaryota, Metazoa, Chordata, Hyperoartia, Petromyzontiformes, Petromyzontidae.